Messenger RNA from Adineta ricciae, 525 nucleotides. Lineage: Eukaryota; Metazoa; Rotifera; Eurotatoria; Adinetida; Adinetidae. The record is from the annotation of a GenBank genome assembly.
AUGUCAGCAUCAUCCGGUUCGAAUAAACGAUUAAUGACUGAAAUCACUAAGCUUAGCGCACUAGCAGCUCCUGAUUCAUCCGUGAAGUUUCUUCUCGACAAAUCUCCACUAGAUGAUCCUGCAGCAGGAUCACGUCCAGGUGCAAGCAGUGGAACGCCACAUGUUAUUCUAGGACGUAUAUUACCCAGUUCUAGCCCUUACAGCCAAGCUGCAUUUCAAAUUGAAAUGAAACUACCAGCUGAAUUUCCAUUUAAGCCACCUGAAGUUGCUUUUGUUACGCAUAUCUAUCAUCCAAAUGUGGAUGACAAAGGCAAAAUCUGUGUUGAUCUCCUUAACUCCAAUGACGCAUGGAAACCAACCACGUCCUUAGUCGAUGUCGUCAAAGCUGUUGUGGAUCUGAUUGAUCAUCCGAAAAUUGAUCAUGCAUUGAAUGCUGAUAUUGCCAACGAAUAUACAAACAAUAGAGCCGAAUUUGAUCGAAAAGCUUCGGCUUUAGUAAAAGAAAAAGGCUUAUCACGAAAAUAA